GAUUACGAGAGUAAUUUCAAGAUGGCAGCGCUCAUGGGCAGUAAAACGUUAACUGCGCGCUGCGCGAUUCUUUCACCUUUGGUGAUUCGAGUCAUCAACAGAUCAUGGAAAAGAACCUGCUCCCUCAAGCCCGAUUAUCAAGGAAUUCCAGCACCUCAGCAGGAGAUGUCCAAAGAGUUCUUGAACGAGCAUUUUGAAGGGUCCGACUCCGAAACGCUGGGCACCGUCAUCCGUUGCAUGACCCUCUACAACGACUUCAUUACGCCGGACGAAGAAACCACGUUGUUAAAGGAGAUCGAAACGCAGUUCAAGAGGCUGAGGUACGAGAGCAGCCAUUGGGACGACGCAAUACAUGGGUACAGGGAGGUGGAGCGCAAAAGCUGGUCGCCGCCAUGCGACGUCAUCCUUCAACGCAUCCGAACCACCGCCUUUUCGUCCGACGCGGCGCAGAUACCACACGUUCACUGCCUGGACUUGAAAGAGGAUGGUCACAUCAAGCCACACGUUGAUAGCGUUCGGUUCUGCGGGGACACCAUUGCUGGGCUGUCCCUCCUCACGCCGAGCGUGAUGCGGCUCGUCCACGAGAAGCACAAGGAAAGAUGGGUGAAGAUUCUGCUGAAGAGGAGGUCUCUCUACGUGAUGACUCGCACAGCAAGGUACGACUACACGCACGAGAUCCUCCCCAACGAGCAGUCCAUAUUCAAGUCCACUCCUGUCAAGAAGACGAGAAGAAUUUCUGUCAUGUGUCGCAAAGAACCAAGUUGACAGGAUCUCGAACUGCUAGUCAUUUUUAGGCAAUAAAUAUGUAUAGAAGACUU
Ixodes scapularis (black-legged tick) is the source of this 818-nucleotide messenger RNA. RefSeq names its product alpha-ketoglutarate-dependent dioxygenase alkB homolog 7, mitochondrial. Gene Ontology annotation, cellular component: mitochondrial matrix. The coding region runs from base 22 to 765 and encodes 247 amino acids. NCBI's taxonomy places the organism in Eukaryota, Metazoa, Arthropoda, Arachnida, Ixodida, Ixodidae. The record is from RefSeq and is a predicted model, not a curated record. The transcript has 4 exons. Gene Ontology annotation, biological process: fatty acid metabolic process; DNA damage response.